This is a messenger RNA of Caenorhabditis briggsae, 558 nucleotides long. The record is from RefSeq and is a predicted model, not a curated record. The transcript is spliced from 3 exons. Lineage: Eukaryota; Metazoa; Nematoda; Chromadorea; Rhabditida; Rhabditidae. The coding region runs from base 1 to 558 and encodes 185 amino acids.
AUGAAAUCCAUAUCUAUUGUAUCCUCCAUGUUUCUAGUUUCUUCUAGUGUUUUCUGCCAACAACAACAACCUCUUCCGAUUGCUCAAGCUCCCAGUUAUUAUGGAGAGUUUCAAGGAGCGAAUUUCGGUUAUCCACCAAUUCCUAAUCUACUUCCACAAUUUCAAGCAAUGAAUAUGAUUGGGGCAACGACAGAACCAAGACGAGCAGUUCCGAAACAAGCAGAUGGAACAGAUUGUCCAAUGCCACCAGAAUGUGGAUGUCUUUGUGGAAGAAGUGGAGGAAGAAAGAAGCGAGAAGCAGUAGAAUUCUGGAAACAUUCCGAUGAACCUGAAUCAAAAAUCAGAUGCACUUCUGGAAAAUUGAGAAAAGUUGUUGAAUUGGCUAUCUCCAAUGCAGACCAAGCGGGAAUCCAGUUUGAUCUUGGUGUGAACACUCUCCAGAACUAUGUUCUUUUCUGCCAAGCUGAGAAGUUCAAAAAUCUUCAAUUCUCAACUGAUUCCACAAAAUACUGUCACAUCUCUCGAGGUGCUGUCAAUUGUCUGGUCAUUCAACAUUGA